Messenger RNA from Ornithodoros turicata, 948 nucleotides. RefSeq lists its product as uncharacterized. Gene Ontology annotation, biological process: sleep; regulation of synaptic transmission, cholinergic; positive regulation of voltage-gated potassium channel activity. The transcript has 4 exons. The record is from RefSeq and is a predicted model, not a curated record. The coding region runs from base 382 to 813 and encodes 143 amino acids. Lineage: Eukaryota; Metazoa; Arthropoda; Arachnida; Ixodida; Argasidae.
UCCUCAAAGUAGUUUGCAGAAACAUCCUUCGAAGAAACGCAGCGCGCCUAACAGUAUAUUCAUCAGUGUAUUACUUUAGGCCAGAGCUCGGCUUGAGACAAGCUCAAUCGCGCGCCAAAUCUGGUCGAGCGCCGCACUCAUCUAGCAACUGUGUGCCGGGGAGGACAGACGGUCAAAAUAGCAGACGAAAACCCGGAUGAACGCUGCGAGAGAUCCCUAAAGGACGAGUAUUUUUAAUUUCGGUAAUUCAUGAUUCCACACUCCUAGGAAAUACUUACUCCUCACAGUACAGUGCUCAUCAGCCGCAAGAAUAUCAAACUCCGCCUCAUUCCCCGGAACCUGCUCAUCAACGAGACCUGACGUUAUCCCCUCUGCAGAGACAUGAGGAACCUUUAUCCACUCAGCGUGGUUUUUAUCGUCUUUUGCAGCACACAAUUGGGAACUGGGCUCCGCUGUUACGUCUGCAACAGCAAGUAUAACACAUCCUGCAUUGCCGACCCUCCGGAAAAAUACCUCGUAGAUUGCGAAACCCAGACUGGACGAGCCAGUUUACAGCACAUGAAUGUCACCUUCAAACUCUGCCGUGCGAUGUACAUGAACAUUGACGGCCAGGAGAAAAGUGUGGCUCGCUCUUGUGGAUAUCGGGAAAUCGACCGUCCGUGCUACACCACAGCCACGAUGCAAGUCAAGUCUAAAGUGUGCCAGUGCAACCAGGAUGGAUGCAAUGCCAGUACAACUGUCAGUCCGUCCCAGCUGUUUUUCCUCAUUACUGCUACUGCCAUCAUGAUGAUACUCUUCAGUGAGACUCUAUAAACUGGUUUCGCACGACCAACACCUCAUGAACAUUCCUCAGCACUGGAGGGCACCGGUAGUGAGGACAACAGAGAACUAGGGUAGAACUGUAGGUAUAUCGUUUACACACUGAAAUGAAACGCUAAUCGGAAAUCA